Messenger RNA from Brienomyrus brachyistius, 10225 nucleotides. It is a transcript of the gene heatr5a, whose product is annotated as HEAT repeat containing 5a. Lineage: Eukaryota; Metazoa; Chordata; Actinopteri; Osteoglossiformes; Mormyridae. Gene Ontology annotation, biological process: intracellular protein localization; retrograde transport, endosome to Golgi; endocytosis. Gene Ontology annotation, cellular component: membrane; endocytic vesicle; Golgi apparatus. The record is from RefSeq and is a predicted model, not a curated record. Bases 426 to 5276 code for a protein of 1616 amino acids. The transcript is spliced from 33 exons.
CCGAGUGGGAUCGCGAGUCUCUCUGCGUUGUGAGGCUCGGGGAGUGUCCAGCUGCGGAAUCGAUUGACCGCCCUGAAAUUACUCGAUGCUUCUUGGCUCAGCUCUUUCUCUUCCGAGGGGAAUGGCGGGUGUCUUUUCACUGACGACUUGAAUUGGCAGCUGUUGUCCUGCUGUCGGUCGGACAUCCCUUGUUGAUGCGCUGUGAUUUGCAGCUUUCCGUAUUACGAUCUGAGAUGUAAAAAGAUCAUGACUACGCGCUGGAAUUGAGUUGGAUAACGUAGUUUGGGACACGGGGCUCACAGCUCUCCCUGAGGGGGGGCUUCUAUCUGAGGAGCCCACCAGCUGGUUUACAAGCAGGUGGUUUGGCCAGGUCAGUGUGGUACAGUGCCAUAUGGUAGCAGGGUCACCUGGCAGGCACAGCCGAGAUGGAGCUGGCCCACAGUCUGCUGCUGAACGAGGAGGUGUGCGGCCAGCUGGGGGAUCACCAGAGGGCGGCCUUCAUUUUUGAAUGGCUAAGCUUCCUGAAGAGGCUGCUGCCAACAGCUGACAGGGUCGAGAUGAAGCAGAACCAGAAGAACCUGGUGGACCAGCUGACAAGAGUCCUGAUGGGUUCUCCAGGGCCACCAACCCGGCAGCUUCUCUCGCAGUGCUUUGCCCUGCUGUACAAGAUCGGUGAUCCCUUUUUGGCCACCAUCACGAUCGAUAAGUGCAAUGACAUCAUCCGCAGCAGGGACGACUCGCCCAGUUUCCUGCCAACCCGCCUGGCAGCCAUUGCCUGCCUGGGUGCGAUUUAUGAGCAGCUUGGCCGGUUGCUAGGUAAAACCUUUUCAACUGUGGUGGCCAACCUAAUGAAGACCCUGAAGAGUGCUGAGUCCCAGGGAAGGUAUGAGAUCAUGCUGAGCAUCGAGAAGAUCCUGCGGGGACUUGGGCCCAGCGCACUGCCAUGCCACAGAGACGUGUACAAGGUGGCACGCAUCUGCCUGACAGACCGUGCCAUGCCGGUGCGCUGUGCUGCAGCUAAGUGCCUGCUCGAGCUGCAGAGGGAGGCAGUGUUUUUGUGGACCUCGGAGCUGGAGAAUAUGGCCAACAUAUGCUUUCGGGCCUUUGAAGGCUCCAACUAUGAUGUGCGUGUGAUAGUGUCCAAGCUGCUGGGAACCAUCCUGGCUACGGCGCUCAUGGCCAAGCAGGGCACAGCUCCCAGGCAGGGCCCGUGGCGCAGCUCCCUGGAGGAGGUGAUGGCGCUCCUGUGGGGCGGUUUCCUGCGUGGCGGUGGCGGCGGCAGCUUUCUGCGGGCCAGCGGGGACAUGCUGAAAAGGGGCAGCUCCGUGAGCAGGGACGUGCGGGUGGGCAUCACACAAGCCUGUGUGGUGUUCAUUUCCUGCCUUGGUAGCAAGUGGUUGGAGUAUAACUUUAUGACUCUGCUGGCUCUGGUUCUGGAGUUGGUAUCAUACCCGCGGGUCAUUCAGAACCCGGCCGAGGCCGCCUGCUGCCGCUGCUGCAUCUCUUUCAUCCUACGGGCCACUGUAGGGAGGCUGUUGGGGGAGAGGUCCCAAGUCCUGGCUGCCAAGGAGAUUUGUCGGGUCAUAGCCAAGCAGAAGAUGGCCGUAGAUGCGACCUUGAGUGACAGCAACAUGGAGAACCGUUUGAGUGCUACAGAUGUGGCGGUGAGCCAGCACAUUCUGGUCUGUACCCUGCAAGAACUGGGCAGCUUGAUCCUGGGCCUGGGCUCUACUGCUGAGUCGCUGCUUCAGGACCCCAGUGCAGGGCUGCUGGACGCGGUGACAUCAGUGCUGCUGGACCCCAGUGCGGUGGCACGGCUGACAGCUGCCUGGUGCCUGCGCUGUGUUUCUGUGGCUGUGCCAGCUCAAGCCGCUGGGCUCAUGGACCGCUGCCUAGAGCGCCUUACUGCCCUCAAGUCCUGUCCAGAGGCUGUAGCUGGGUACAGUGCUGCUAUUGCUGCACUGCUGGGAGCAGUACAACAUUGCCCCCUGGGAAUUCCCCAUGCAAAAGGCAAGGUAGUUCUUGGCUUGGCAGAAGACCUCCUGCGCUCGGCCUCCCAGAACAGUCGUUUAGCGCUCCAGCGUACCCAGGGUGGUUGGCUACUCCUCUCUGCACUGAUGACUCUGGGUCCGGCUGUGAUGGUGCACCAUCUCCCCAGAGUUCUGCUGCUUUGGAAGUGCACCUUUCCCCUGUCCAUCCAAGAGCUCCACUCUGAAUGUGGCCGUGGAGAUGCUUUCACCUGGCAGGUGAUGCUGGAAGGACGAGCUGGAGCACUUUGCGCCAUGAAGAGCUUCUUCCUUCACUGCAGGGACCUAAUGAAUGAUGAGGUCAUUGGUCGCCUCCUUGCCCCCUUGACCUGUGCUAUUGCUCUGCUGACUCAGCUCCCAGCUCUGAUUAAGUGCUAUGGUACCCAAGUAAAGAAUGCCUCAGUUAUGUUCAGACUGAGGAUCUAUGAGGUCCUGUCUCUUUUGCCUCCUAAAAGCUAUGAAGAGAGCUUUGGCAUUUUGAUGAAGCAGCUGCUGAGUGACCUGACCGGCUUAGAGAGCCCAGAGUGCACAGGGCUGACGCUGCUGCUGUCAUUCUGUCACACCAGUGACGCACCCCUGCUGGGCCUGGCCACGUCUGACACUGACCAUCUCUUCAUAGAGGAGCAGCUACACAGUGGCAGUGGUGCUGGAGCAGGCAGCCUGGAGCAUGACCCUUUCACCAUCCACCAGCUGCCCCUGGAUGUCCCCCUGCCAUUACCCCCGUCGUGCUGUCUCAGUCAGGCGACGGUGCAGCUUUUCGGCCUCCUUUUUCCCCACAUGGCUGGUGCCCAAAGCACCCAGAUUCUGGAUCAGUUCUCGAACUCCCUCAGACAACUGAAGGCAUCUCGCCAGCAGAAUGCACACAUUCACAUGGCAUCUGCUCUGUGCUGUGGCCUGAAGUGUCUGGGCUCCGGGCAUAGAGGGUUGCUACCAGAGGAUGUCCGCAAACCGGCCCUGAGACUCCUACUGGGGGCGCUAGAGAGUGGCAGUGAGCCUCUGCGCUGUGCAGCUGCCGAGGGACUGGCCAGGCUGGUGCAGGCUGCUGAUGAUGCGGCCUUCACUGUGUCUGUAACGCAGAUCAACUUCGACAAACUGAAGUUGGUGAGGGAUGCGGCAUCACGUUCGGGCCACGCGUUGGCGUUGGGCACCCUGUAUCGCUACAUGGGGGGGAUCAGCUCCCCCCAGCACCUGAAUGCCUGUGUGGGGAUCCUCUUUACACUCUCUCAGGACAGCACCGCACCUGAGGUUCAGGUAUGGGCUCUGCAUUCCCUCUCCUUGCUCAUUGACUGUGCUGGCGCAAUGAGCCAUGCCCACGUGAAGCCUACAUUCAGCCUGGUGCUGCGGCUGCUGCUGACAGUGCCCUCAGCCCAGGUGGAGGUCCUGCAAAGCCUGGGACGCUGUCUCAAUGCUCUCAUCACCACUCUGGGGCCUGACUUGCAAGCUGAAGGUCCCUUCCGAAGCUUGUGCCUUAUGGGCUGCGCUGUCAUGCAGGACAGCUCCGACUGCUUGCUGCAGGCCCAGGCCAUCUCCUGUCUGCAGCAGCUGCACAUGUUCGCCCCGCGCUACGUCGACCUCAGCAGCUUGGUGCCCUGCCUCUGUGGCAUCUUGUUGGAUUAUUCUGUAUUGGCAAACCUUUGCAGUUCCUACCUCUCCCUCCGGAGGGCAGUGGUGGCCUGCCUCAGGCAGUUGGCUCAGCGGGAGGCUGUGGAGGUGUCUGAGCAUGCAGUGACCCUGGUCAAGGAUCUCCCACGCAGGGAUAAUAGUUUAUUGGAUAUCACUAUAAAGGAGAUCGGCCUGGAGGGGGCACUGUUUAGCCUGUUGGACCGGGAGUCAGAUCUACAGCUGUGCCAGGAUCUCCGAGAGACACUGAGUCACAUGCUGGGUUCCAUGGCCAUGGCAAAGCUGUCCCACUGGCUCAAGCUGUGCAAGGAUGUCUUGUCAGCUUCUGCUGCAGAGACUGCCACAGCAGCUGCUGUGGAGACAUACCAGGAAGAGGAGGGAGGGGACCGUGCCGACGAUGAUUCCAUCUAUACCUGCAUGGCAGAGUCCGGCAGCCCUUUCAGCCACCCACGCUGGUCCACACGCGUUUUUGCCACCGAGUGUGUGUGCCGCAUCAUCGCGCAGUGUGAGAGUGGCGACCCUGCCCAUUUCGACAUGGCCCUGGCUCAGGAGCGCCGCCUGCAGGAAUCUGCCGCAGACUUUCUAGUCCUGCAUCUUGCCGACUUGAUACGAAUGGCUUUUAUGGCUGCCACCGACCCCAGCAAGCCGCUCCGGAUCUCAGGCCUCCAGAUGCUCCUCGUCAUCAUUCACAAGUUUGCUGCUCUCCCUGAGCCCGAGUUUCCGGGUCAUGUCCUCCUGGAGCAGUACCAGGCUAAUGUCGGUGCAGCACUGAGACCAGCCUUUACAGCCGACACCCCCCCUGAUGUCACCGCCAAGGCUUGUCAGGUGUGCAGCGCGUGGAUUGCCAGUGGUGUGGUCAGUGAUUUAGUAGACUUGCGGCGGGUACACAUCCUGCUCACCUCAUCGCUGGGCAAAGUACAGGCGGUAAAGGAGGUACAGAGCCAGCUGUACAAUGAGAGCACCAUCACCAUGGAGUCUCUGGCAGUGCUGAAGGCUUGGGCAGAGGUAUAUAUAGUAGCAGCUCAGAGUCCUAAGCAGGAUGAGAAGCCGGCUUGGCUCCUGCAACCUUCUGACCCCAGUGCUCAGCCACCAGUGAACCCAGCAGGGAAUGGGCUGCUGAGGCUGGUGCAAGCCGACCUGAGCACGCUGAGCCGGCUAUGGCUCGCUGCCCUCCAGGACCAUGCCCUCCUGAACCUGCCCCAUGAAUAUGCAGUGCAGCUCCCGGCCACAGGAGGCACGUUUUACACAGCGGAGACGGCCGAGCAGGCCAGGCGGCAUUACAGCAGCUCCUGGGCGGCGAUUCUCCAUGCCACAGCACUCUGGCUGAACAGCAUGGGCUUCAUUGUGCUGGAUGAGGGCCCUGCAAACCUGUCCCGACCUGUUACCCCAACCUCAAUGGGCCAGUCCACCUCGCUGGCUAGCAUUAGGUCUCCCGAGGACAUCAAUGCUGAGCGCUUCUACCUGAUCCUGGGAAUCAGCAUGGAGUUUCUGUGCUCACCUCAUUCUGACUCCCAAAUGGAGAAUAUUACUUACUGUUUGCACACCCUGCAUGCCCUCUUUGAUGUACCCUGGCCAAGGUCCAAAAUUGGAAAUGAUCAGAAAUGGCCCUGGACCAACCGAAGCAGCUGACCUGGAGGAAGGUGAGCAGAGGACCGGGGAGCGGUGUGACUAAUAAGAGGCAGGACAUCGAUUACAAAGAAAACUUUCAAGAGGACAUCAUUUACGCCUUUGUGAAAUUGAGGUUUACCCACUCGGUUCUUGUUACUUAAAACUAUUAUAUUCGGUUUAUGGUGCAUAAUAAGUAAAUAAGUAAGGUUUCUUGCGAGUAUUUUCUGCAGUGGAGCCUUAGCCAUCAAGGGCCUCCUUCACCGACUGAUGAGGAAGCUGACCUUAGCGGCGAAACAGGGUCUACCUCUGAGACCCCUACCUUGGAAGUUAAGACCUCAGUUUGAUUUUUGUUUCUUUGAUGGUAACUUGUUCAUAUGUUCGAUGUUCAGUGUUUACCAGGGUGAGCGGGGAGCCCAUUAAACUGUGCAUAAUAACUAUAGAGACUACAAUUUAUAUGAGUAGCAGAUUAAUGAUACUGGUAUCAAUCAACAUUAAUGGCUUAAGUAAUCCGGUGAAAAGGUGAGAUGAGAUGAGAACCCUUUAUUGCUGUUGCAAUACACCAUGUCACUAGUCACAAGUACCAGCGAAAAAACUGGCCAUCAACCCAACCAUACAUAUACACAAACAUCACAGUAGGGGGUAGACAAGGUCAGGAGACAGGAGCAACUGGUGAAAAGGUGAAAGCCCUAUCUAAAUUUAAAAGAGACAUAGCCCUAAUUCUUUUAAUGCAGGAAACACAUCUAGCUGAUAAUGAGCAUGCAAAAUUGAACAGGCUGGGUUUUAAACAUGUCCUUUAUUCUUCCCACAGUUUGGGGAGGCGAAGAGGGGUGGCGAUCUUAAUAUCUCUAGACUAUGAACAUAUAUCAGAAAAUAAAGACAAGGAAGGUAUAUAUAUAAUGAUAACGGGUAAGAUUGAUGGUACCUUGACCAAUCUGUUAAACGUGUAUGUUCCCCCAGGCAGCGAUUGGUCCCUGUAUAAGCAGAUCUUAGAAUUAGCAACAACAAGGAGCCAGGGAACUUUUAUAUAUGGUGGUGACUUUAAUAUCACAUUAAACGCUACAUUGGAUGUACAUGAAAAGGAGAAACAGGAACAGGAAAGGAGAAACAUAGGAAAAAGCAUGGUACAUCUUAUGGGUGAUUUAGCAUUGGUUGAUGUAUGGAGAGAUUACCAUCCAACAGAUAGAGAAUACACCCACUUCUCAUAUCCACACAAUGUAUAUUCUAGACUAGACUAUAUCUUCAUGUUUAAGAAUGAUUUAUUUUGGCUCAAAAGCUUUGAAAUAGGUCCCUGCAUUAUUUCAGACCACAACCCAGUUUAUGCCGAUAUCUGCUUGAACAGGAAGAAUAGAUCUACCAUAUGGAGGUUGAACACAAACAUUCUAAAUUACCCAAAUAUUAAAGAGGAUUUGAAAAAAGAAAUAGAAACUUACUUAGAUCUUAACGAGAAUGAGGAGUUGACACCAGGAAUAUUUUGGGACCCACUGAAGGCAGUGAUUAGAGGGAAAAUAAUUAGUAUUUCCUCCCACUUGAAAAAAUUAAGUUGGCCAAAAACACCCAUUACUUAGAAGAUAAAUUGUUAAAUCUGCAACUCCAACACUCCUUGAUUCUGAACAAUGAUAUUACAUCUGAUAUAACAAAAUUCAAAAAAGAAAUGUAUAACCUACACACUAUGUACAUACAGAAAAAAAGCUUUUUAUCAAGCAACAGCACUGUGAAAUAGGGGGGAAAUCACUAAAACGUCUUUCUUAUAAACUCAGGAAGCAACAAGCAGACAGUAUUAUACACAGAAUAAAGAAUCCUUUUAAUGGCCAAAUAUAAACUGAACAGGGGAGAAUUCAACAAUGCUUUCUACAGAAAUCUUUAUUCUCAACCUCAUGUAGACAAUAAUCAGGAUGUGAAUACCUUCUUGUCUGAACUAGUUACCAACAGUGACAGAGGAACAAAAUAAAAUGCCAUCCAUAAAAACCAAAGAAGAAAUUCACUCAGCAAUUAAAAGACUAAAGGGAGGGAAAAUGGCAAGGGCAGAUGGAUUUGGCCCAGAAUAGUACAAAAUAAUGCAAGAUUGAAAGCACUUAAUUUGGUAAUGGAAAAGAAAAUUGUCCCUCCAUGGAGGGAAGCAAUAAUCUCUAUCAUUUCAAAAAAGGAAAGGAUGGAUUAGAAUGUAGUGACUAUCAUCCAAUUAGUGUACUACUGUAAAUAUUCAUUAUACGCUGUUCACCUCCAUCAUUUCAAAGAGACUAGAAACAAUCCUACCUGGGUUAAUACAUUAGGAUAAAACGGGUUUCAUGAAACAGAGACAAACUGAGGACAACAUCAGGAGGGUUCUACACCUAAUGAGGCAGGUUGAUAAACAAAAAUUAGAGACCCUAGUGUUAAGUCUAUAUGCCAAAAAGGCAUUUGAUUCAGUGAGGUGGUCCUUUUUAUAUAAAAUGCUUUUAGGUUUUUGUUUUCAUAAAUCUAUAAUUGACACUAUUUCAGGUUUAUAUAAUAAACCAUAUAUGUGAGAUACAAUGGAGCACAACAGGAUCGAAUGUCUGGCGUGAAUUUUGCUGGAAAAGCAUAAUGAGAUUUUUCAUUACCCCUGUCCAGAAAAGGUAUCGGGGAAUUGGGGAUGCUUGUUGGAGAUGUGGGGGCAACAUGGUGGUGCAGUGGUUAGCACUGUUGCCUCUGGGACCUGGGUUUAAGUCUCUGCCUGGGUCACAUGUGUGCGGAGUUUGCAUGUUCUCCCUAUGUCGUCGUGGGGUUUCCUCCGGGUACUCGGGUUUCCCCCCACAGUCCAAAAACAUGCUGAGGCUAAUUGGAGUUGCUAAAUCGCCCGUAGGUGUGCAUGUGUGAGUGAAUGGUGUGUGAGUGUGCCCUGCGAUGGGCUGGCCCCCUCAUCCUGGGUUGUUCCCUGCCUCAUGCCCAUUGCUUCCGGGAUAGGCUCCAGACCCCCCACGACCCAGUAGGAUAAGCGGUUUGGAAGAUGGAUGGAUGUUGGAGAUGUGGGGGAGAUGAUGCCAAUCAUUUUCAUAUUUUUUGGUAUUACCAAGCCAUUCAUCAGUACUGGUCUCAAAUCCAUGAACAUGUACAGAAUGUCUUCUGUCAUGUACAGAAUGUCAUUUGUUUUUCCUUUAACCUUUGAAACCAUAUUUCUGUGUAACAUGCUGGUGGAUAAAUUGAACCCUAAUGAUAAAAAAACCUUUGUACAUAUUACUGGCUGCGAGUAAAAAGGCCCUCACGAGGAGAUGCCUCAAACCUGAACCACCAACAACUGAGGACUGGAUAAAUGUGGUGCAAGGAAUUUAUACAAUAGAAAAACUGUCUUUCUCUCUUAAAGUGCAGAGGGAUACCGUUUACAAAAUAUGGACUAAGUGGAUGGAAUUUGUUAAGCCUGUUAGGUCUGAUUUUCUAUAAAUCAUGCUGCUCUGUAUGUUGGUGCACUAAUUUGAACCCUCAUCUCAAUGAUGUGAUUGUAAUCUGGCUGCCCCGCCUCCCCCACCCAAGUACCAACAUUUUAAUUUUUUCCCAGAAAGGUUCAAAUGUGAAAGCAAAAGCAAUGUCAACAGUCAUGUUACUGUAAUAUAUUAUGUGCUUUCUCAAUAAAAGUUAAUGUAAAAAAAUACAAAGAAGUAUAAAAAUGCAAAAUAUACACGUAUGUGACAGUACACACGUGUAUUAUAUAUUAUCAUUCAGAUAUUACAUUUUUAAGUAUAUGAUUAUUAUGUGUUACAAAUGAAUAGCUUGGCAAACGAUUCUCCCUUUGAGUCAACAAAUUUAUGCUGUGAACAGCAAUAUUUCCUAAUGUUUUUGUUUUGUGAGGUGCCUCUUUUGAAAGCCUAUUUAUUUAUUAAAAUGUGUAUGUAAAUGUCCAAAUUACCAUACAAGUGUAAUGUGCAAUAAAAGGAAAUAGGUGCAGUUUCAGAGUUACAUGUCACACCUAGGACUUUUGGGUAAAAGCACAUUUAUUGGCUUUCAUAUGUCCAGUUCAUCUGUCCAGUACUUUCGAUCUGUCCAAUACUCUGAGGGGAGUAGGGAUUAUAUAGGAGGAGCAAGUCAUGGGGCUGUCCAGGGAAUACAAUGCUGUCAUUUCAACAGCCCCCCUUUAUAGUUAAAUUAAAUAAAAAAAUUAUCUAAUCUUUUGCAAAGACCAGCAGACUGGCUGGCAGUGGGGUUUUAUUAUGUAAAUUUUUUGCACUAUUAAUAUUUUCUGUAUUGUUAAAAUGUAAGGAUCAGACCAUUUGCAGACAUUAGUUCAUAAGGUGGCAGAUUAAUUUAUUAAUUAAAACCCACCAAGUAUUUUGAUGAGAACAGCAGACUAACUGGGCCAAGCAACAUCAGUUGUAGGGCAAAUAGGUCACAUGAAAAAUCCACUGCAGAGAAAGCCUUUUUUUAUGCAUAGGUGUAAUACUCUCCAGUCGCCACCAGGGAUGAACAUGAUUAGCCAUUUACACUUCCACGUCACCCUUCAAUCUUUGGGUGUAGGUUAUUUUUCAACAUCGGUAAGGACCAAAUCAGUUACGAAUCCCCCACCCCUCUAAAUGCACACAGUGCUCACAUACAAUUGGUAGGGACAUGUCUCUACCACCCAUACCUAAAUCUACGCCAUUGCAUGAAUCAGAGUGAGUAAGCAAACUUACAGAGCUAACAAGCAAUGAAAACAGGCAGUUGCAGGAUAGUAAAACAUUGGAACGUGUGACUCCAGUUCAUUACAAAUCACACCCUACAGCCAACUAAAGUGCAAACCAUGCCCAGUAAUUAUGAUAAACCUCAAGAUUGAUUUAAUUGGCUGACAGUAAUAGAGCAGUGGUCUGAACUGUAGCGGGAUGUUGUUGCUUCAAAGUUGUGAGAUCACUGAGAGAAAAAAUACUAAUAAAACCAACAUUGAUUUAUUCAGUGAACCAAUUCUAAAGGCAGUUUACCUUGAUUAUCAACGGCAUAGGAGUGUUUGAUAUUGGAGGGGACACAAAUGCAAAAUGCAAAGGUUUAUU